Globicephala melas (long-finned pilot whale) is the source of this 10550-nucleotide messenger RNA. RefSeq names its product inhibitor of Bruton tyrosine kinase (gene IBTK). The record is from RefSeq and is a predicted model, not a curated record. Gene Ontology annotation, molecular function: protein kinase binding; protein tyrosine kinase inhibitor activity. Gene Ontology annotation, cellular component: nucleoplasm; cytoplasm. NCBI's taxonomy places the organism in Eukaryota, Metazoa, Chordata, Mammalia, Artiodactyla, Delphinidae. Gene Ontology annotation, biological process: negative regulation of protein phosphorylation.
CCCUGCCCCUUCUCUAGACGUCUGUAGACGCGGCGGCUGUUGCUGCAGCCGCUUCCGGAGCUGACCCGGGCCUGGGGACCGGCCUCCACUGGCGCCCUUCGUUUUCUUCUGCUACCUUCACUGAGGAUGAGUCCCUGCGCGACCGUGUGCCCACCCCGCGGAGACCACCGGAGCAUUUUCAUCUAGCGACUGGUCCCACUUGCAAUCAUGGAUAUUUGAAAGGAGUGGACAGUGUGGAGGGGGAGCUCCCCUCCUCCUCCCCGUGGUGCUUGACUCCAGGAAUAAUUUAUAAACUGUGGAAAGCUUUUUUUUAAAUAAAGAACUUGUGUUUGAUAUAAACUUGAUAGGGCUAUUUAUAAUUUUUGGAUUUAAGUGCCAAAAUACAUCGUACAGAUCUAUAUAGUUUUAUACUGUUGCCAUGAGGAUUUAAAUUAUAAUCCUAAACAGGCCAUUUAUUCUCUAUAAAUCUUUCUGAAUAGCACCUUUGUGUCCUGGCUUUUUCAUUUUUUAAAAUCAUCUGACUGUUCAGAAGAAGUAAGCUGCAUUAAAACAAUUAGGAUGAAUUCUUCCAUCCCUGACUGCACAUCAAAAUGUCGAUCCCUGAAGCAUGCUUUGGAUGUCCUUUCUGUGGUAACAAAGGGGAGUGAAAACCAGAUUAAGGCCUUUCUCUCCAGUCAUUGUUACAAUGCUGCAACUAUCAAGGAUGCCUUUGGCAGAAAUGCCCUCCACCUUGUUUCCUCCUGUGGAAAGAAAGGAGUGUUAGAUUGGCUUAUUGAGAAAGGAGUGGAUCCAUUGGUGAAAGACAAGGAGUCAGGAUGGACAGCUUUGCAUAGAAGCGUUUUUUAUGGACAUAUUGAUUGUGUUUGGUCUCUAUUGAAGCAUGGUGUUAGUCUGUAUAUUCAAGAUAAAGAAGGCUUGUCAGCUUUGGAUCUUGUAAUGAAGGAUAGACCAGCUCACGUAGUAUUCAGAAAUACCGAUCCUACAGAUGUCUACACUUGGGGAGAUAAUACAAAUUUCACCCUGGGUCAUGGAAGCCAGAAUAGCAAACAUCAUCCCGAGUUGGUGGAUCUGUUCUCUAGGAGUGGGGUUUAUAUCAAGCAGGUGGUGCUUUGUAAAUUUCACUCAGUGUUUCUGUCUCAGAAAGGGCAAGUUUAUACCUGUGGUCAUGGUCCUGGAGGACGAUUAGGCCAUGGAGAUGAACAGACAUGCUUGGUCCCUAGGCUUGUGGAAGGACUGAGUGGUCAUAAUUGUUCUCAAGUGGCAGCUGCUAAGGAUCAUACUGUUGUAUUAACUGAAGAUGGAUGUGUUUAUACGUUUGGUCUAAAUAUUUUUCAUCAAUUAGGAAUCAUUCCUCCACCUUCCAGUUGUAAUGUACCUAGACAGAUGCAAGCAAAAUAUCUUAAAGGGAGGACAGUCACCGGAGUAGCAGCAGGCAGGUUUCAUACAGUGCUAUGGACUAGAGAAGCUGUUUACACCAUGGGACUAAAUGGUGGACAGCUGGGUUAUUUACUAGAUCCCAAUGGAGAAAAGUGUGUAACUGCCCCUCGUCAAGUCUCUGCCCUUCACCAUAAGGACAUCACUGUGUCUUUGGUUGCUGCUAGUGAUGGGGCAACUGUCUGUGUUACCACAAAGGGAGAUAUUUACUUACUUGCAGACUAUCAGUGCAAGAAGAUGGCUUCUAAACAACUAAAUGUGAAAAAGGUUCUUGUAUCUGGGGGGCAUAUGGAAUACAAAGUUGAUCCUGAACAUUUGAAAGAAAAUGGGGGUGAAAAAAUUUGCAUUCUUGCAAUGGAUGGAGCUGGAAGGGUAUUUUGCUGGAGAUCAGUCAACAGUUCUCUGAAGCAGUGUCGAUGGGCCUACCCACGCCAAGUCUUCAUUUCUGAUAUUGCUUUAAGUAGAAAUGAAAUUCUUUUUGUCACAAGAGAUGGAGAGGGAUUUAGAGGGAAAUGGUUUGAAGAAAAAAGAAAGAGUUCUGAAAAGAAAGCAGAGAUUUUAUCAAACCUUCAUAAUUCCUCACCAGAUGUGUCUUGUGUCUCUGAUAUAAAUAGUGCAUAUGAAAGAAUUCGACUUGAGAAACUUACUUUUGCCCAUAGAGCUGUUAGUGUCAGCACAGAUCCAAGUGGAUGCAACUUUGCAAUCUUGCAAUCAGAUCCUAAAACAAGCCUUUAUGAAAUUCCAGCUGUGUCCUCAUCAUCCUUUUUCGAAGAGUUUGGCAAACUGUUGAGGGAAACGGAUGAAAUGGACAACAUCCAUGAUGUGACAUUUCAAGUUGGCAAUAGAAUCUUCCCUGCACAUAAAUAUAUUUUGGCAGUGCGUUCUGACUUUUUCCAGAAAUUGUUUCUUUCAGACGGUACUACUUUAGACUUUAUAGAUGUUUACCGGAAAGAUGAAGAUUCUGCAGGGUGCCAUCUCUUUGUGGUAGAGAAGGUUCAUCCUGACUUGUUUGAAUACCUUUUACAAUUUAUAUACACAGAUACUUGUGACUUUUUAACUCAUGGCUUCAAACCAAGAAUAAAUUCAAACAAAAAACCAGAAGAAUAUCAGAGCACUCCGAAUUGUCAUUUGAAUAAAAUGAAUUCCCAUGAAGAUAAUCAGAAGUCUGCAUUUGAAGUUUACAAAAGUAAUCAAGCUCAUACAAUUAGUGAAAAGCAGAAAAGCAAAAACAAAUCUUUCAAAAAAGUAAAAAGUGUUGGGGAAGAUGAUCCCGUAAAAAUGUUGCAAAAUGUUGCAAAGAAACUUGGUUUCAAUAGUUUGAGUAGUAGGUUAGAUGGAGUCCGAUUUGAGAAUGAAGAAAUUAAUGUCAUUGCCAAGACAACUGGUAAUAAACCAAAGCUAAGUCAGAGAAAAUGUUCUUAUUUAUGUGAUGUGACCAUGAAAUCAGUGGAUGGAAAGGAAUUUCCUUGUCAUAAAUGCGUUCUUUGUGCUAGACUUGAAUAUUUUCAUAGUAUGCUGAGUAGCUCAUGGAUUGAGGCUUCCAGUUGUGCAGCUCUGGAAAUGCCAAUACAUUCUGACAUACUGAAAGUUAUUUUGGACUACCUCUAUACUGAUGAAGCUGUGGUGAUAAAAGAAUCUCAAAAUUUGGAUUUUGUUUGUAGUGUUCUUGUGGUGGCUGAUCAGCUUCUCAUAUCUCGAUUGAAAGAGAUUUGUGAAGUGGCAUUAAGUGAAAAACUUACCCUUAAGAAUGCUGCUAUGCUACUGGAAUUCGCAGCAAUGUAUAAUGCUGAACAGUUGAAACUAUCUUGUUUACAAUUUAUAGGACUGAAUAUGGCAGCUUUACUUGAAGCAAGGUCUCUUGAUGUUUUAAGUGACGGUGUUUUGAAGGAUCUUUCUGUGUUUUACCGAAAAAUGAUUCCAGCAAUGGAUAGAAGAGUCAUUACACCAUAUCAAGAUGGACCAGAUAUUAGCUAUUUGGAUGUAGAAGAUGGAGAUAUCUUUUUGAAAGAAGAAAUAAAUAUGGAACAAAAUUAUUCGGAAAGUGUGUUCAAGAAGACAAAAACAAAAGCAAAAAAGAAGCCACGUAAGCGGUCUGAUAGUUCUGGAGGUUAUAACCUUUCAGAUAUUAUUCAGAGUCCACCAUCUACAGGAUUACUAAAGUCUGGUAAGACCAAUUCUGUGGAAUCUCUUCCAGAACUGUUGACAUCAGACUCUGAAGGAAGCUAUGCAGGAGUGGGUAGUCCUAGAGAUUUACAGUCUCCUGAUUUCACAACAGGAUUUCAUUCAGAUAAGAUUGAGGGGAAAAUUAAAUCCUAUGUUAAUGGUACACCUCCUACACAUUUUAGGGAAGAUUUAAAACCAUGGGAAAAAUCACCAGUACUUAAAGUAUCUGCUCCACAGCCCAUUCCCAGUAACAGAAUUGAUAUUACAAGCUCUUCCAGUUGGGUUUCUGGCUCUUUCAGUCCUGUAAGCCCUCCUGUCGUGGAUCUCAGAACCAUCAUGCAAAUAGAAGAAAGCAGACAAAGAUGUGGAGCUACACCAAAGACAAAUUUGGGAAAAAUGAUUUCUCAUGGAGUUAAACUGUCUCAGAAGCAACGAAAAAUGAUUGCAAUGACUACCAAAGAUAAUAAUUCAGGAAUGAAUAGCAUGGAAACAGCAUUAAGUGCUCCUUCAAAAACCCCCAAACCAGCGAAUGCAUGGGCAUCUUCUCUACAUUCAGUUUCAUCCAAGUCAUUCCGGGAUUUCUUACUAGAAGAAAAAAAAUCUACUACUGGCCAAAGCUCAGGAGACAAUGUCAAAAAAGUUUGUUUUAAAGGAAUUGAAAGUUCCCAGGCUGCAAAAGUUGUAAGUCCCUGGCUGUGUUCUUCACUGCCUGCUCCUUCCGUGCUAGCGCCAGUCACUUUUGCAUCUAUUGUAGAAGAAGAGAUACAGCAGGAAGCAGCUCUUAUCAGAAGUCGAGAAAAACCCUUGGCUUUGAUUCAGAUUGAGGAGCGUGCGAUACAAGAUUUAUUGGUUUUCUAUGAAGCAUUUGGCAACCCUGAUGAGUUUGUCAUUGUUGAAAGGACACCGCAGGGACCACUGGCAGUACCUAUGUGGAAUAAGCAUGGAUGCUAGUUCACCAUGGAGUUGAGAUACGAUUUUCAUAAGUUGUGACUGUUAUAAAUAAAUGCUAUGGGAAAAGAGUUCUUACAAGUUUGGUAACAGAUCAUUCUAGAUAGAAUAAGAAAGGAUUUAAUUUCUUUACUGAACUUUAAGCAUAUACUGUUUGUAUGAUUAAAAUGAAAUCCCUCAGAAUUGUGAUUUUAGUAACCUUUUGUGUAAAAAUGUGUGAGAGGAAAAACUUAUUUAAAUAGAACUAUUUUUCUGAAUAGUCUUAAAAGGAAAACAUGAGUGAUUGAAGUGUAAAAUUUAAGAGUGAUGCAUUAAAAAUAACUUUCCAUUUGAGAAUUUGGGAUAAAUAAUUUAGAAGAUUUUUGCCAAAUAUCAUGUUUUUUUUUAGUGUGACAUUGAUGAGCUUUUAAGUAGGAGUGUCAGCCAUUACUUUUGAUCCAUUAAUGGCCAAAAUUUUGCGUUUGCUAUAGUAGUUAUGCCUCCAUUCUUGUGUCUUUUUCAUCAGGCUUUGAACGUUCUGGCCUGAUUUUUAAAGCCUGAGCUGCUUGAAUGCCAUUUUAUUUCGGUUUCAACAGCACAUUCUCCAUUUUGCAUUGAACUGUGGAGUAUGGUGGAAAGGAAAUAAGAAUACUAUUCUGAGCAGCUUAGUCUAAAAUAAUAGUUUCUUACAAGAUUUGGAGUCAUUGUGGGGAUUGUUUUUGGAUGGGGAGAGGAGGCCUUAUUGUGACAGAAUCCAUUUCUGAAAGUGUUACAGUUUUCUAAAAUAAAUGCUUAAUUAUACAUAUAAGAAUUGAAUAGUUUGGAAGAAGGUUGGUUUACAGUUACCUUUACAAUGUUACAUAAUCAGAAAUUCUCUGAGCCUGGAUUAUAUGAAUAGACAUAAACAUUGUUUUCUUUACAGUAUGCUGUUUGGGUUGUUUUUGAGUGGUUAAAUUAAAAAAAAAAAGUUAAAUCUGUGCUUCAGCACCUAGACAAAUUGGGAAAGUUAAUGUUUCUGAGAAAUAAUAAGCCAAGGGGAACAUACAGGCAAAUCACUGCUAUAAUUAGGUUGAUGAAAAUAUGGCUGAAAUUAACUCAACACUUGAGCUUUAGCUCCACCCAGAGCAGCAAACUUGUAAGCAAAUGUGCAAUAAAAAAUAAUCUUGAUCCAUGUCACUGUUACUGUGUGUUUGAUAUCUUAUACUAUAUUGACAUCUAUUAUAGGAGGAAUUAAUAAUGAUUCCUAAUAUCAUAUAUUGUAGCCAGUAUUUGUUGAAGUUGAUGCUGUAUCCAUUCCUUAACUACUUAAAAAAGGGCAGUUUUCCUAAAGUGCACCUGUAUGUUUGAGUAAAUUGAGAAGCAAUGUAUUUUAUAAUGUUUUAUGGAUGUUGCUGUAAAGAGAUUUUCUGAAGUAACUGAUUUAUUUCAUUUGAACCUUUGAUUCUUCCAUACUUCUUGGCAUCUUUAAAGAUGCCAUGAAGUGAUGAUUUUCGUGUACUCCAUGCUGCCUGGGAAGCACCCUAAGGGCCUUUGGUGAGUGGGAUGUGAAGGAGGGGCCAGGGUUGACCAGUCUCUGGGGUUUUAGGUCUUCACAAACCUCAUUCAGAGCAAUUGCACUUUACGACCUGUUUUAUAUAGUGGGGUAUUCGUUUGGGAGAAAAAAGUUCUUUUGCUAGUAAAAUGAAAGGUGGUAAGCACUGCUAUAAACUACGUGAAGAUAGCAACCUGAUACACUGUGACCAAAAAGCCCAGGAAAGUGAUGGGUUUUUUCCUUAACAUUAUUCUGCCUACAAUAAUUAACUCAUCUUUAAUCUCAUGACUUUAAGAAAGUCUUAAGACUCUAGAAAUGGGCAAUUUAAGGGAUCAGUGGGAUGAAGAGGUUUUUAAGAUUGCAUAGAACUCCUUAGCCUAGAAAGGUGUUGAUUGGAUGGGGAAUUGGGAUUGGGGGUAGAGGUGUCAGAGCAGAAUAUGCGUAACAUUUGCAAAAUCAAGACCAGUCAGGUAAAGUCGUAUUUGUUGACAAAAUACUAGGAUUCAGGACUUCUCGUAAAGUCUAAACAGGUGGCUUUUAAAAUAAAUUGUAGACAGUCUUUAUAGAGGAACAACAACAGAUAGUCAGUUGAAAAAGGUAUUGCUAGUUAAUAUCUUGGUUGGUUCUAUACUCUUUUGGAGGCUGGGUUGUAUUUUUUAGUUCAUGACAAGGGGGUUGAUAGCUGAUUCAUAAAACUUUAUUUUUUUGGCUGCGUUGGGUCUUCGUUGCUGUGCGCCGGCUUUCUCUAGUUGUGGCAAGCAGGGGCUCCUGUUCAUUGUGGUGCACGGGCUUCUUAUUGAGGUGGCUUCUCUUGUUAUGGAGCACAGGCUUCAGUAGUUGUGGCACGUGGGCUCAGUAGUCGUGGCUUGUGGGCUCUAGAGCGCAGGCUCAGUAGUUGUGGCGCACAGGCUUAGUUGCUCUGCUGAGUGUGGGAUUUUCCCAGACCAGGGAUUGAACCCAUGUCCCCUGCGUUGGCUGGCAGAUUCUUAUGAAUCAGGACUGCACCACCAGGGAAGUCCUGAUUCAUAAAAUUUUAGAUCUGAAGAAACCUUGUAGAUUAACCCUGUAUAUUCGCUUUAUUAUAUAAAUUGAAGAGCAUGAACUCCAGAGAAAGUGACUAAUGAGAUUGAAAUCUUCUGUCUUUUCAGUCUGGUCCACCUACAACUACACCAGACUGCCUCUUAGAAAUUACUAAUUGUCUGUAGCAUUUAGCCAAGACUAAGAAAAUAUUAAAAAGCACUUAGUAAAAAUACAUAUAACCCAGAAGCUUCCAGAAUUAUCAAUUUAAGAACUAUUUUCAGAAGAAACUGCAGCAACCUCCCACCAGGGAACUGGGGACAAGUGAUCCAAGAUAUUCAUGGUAAUGUUGAUGUGUAUCUUUUUUGCUUGAGGUGAUGUUCAAUCGUGUAAGAUGCCAAAACAACCUGGUCUUUCCUAUACACAUGACCAUCAAACUAUAUUUCAGACCCUAUAUAUAUUUCAUUUUCUUGUAUGUCUCUACUUGGCUGCUUGGCUAUUUGUGUCAAAACUGAAUUCUUGCCUUUUCCAAACUCUCUGAUCUUUUUAUUUCCUUAUCUCUUAGUCUGUCAUUCUCCUAAAUCAUUAAGGUUAAACUUUUGGUUUCUUUGUCUCUUUCCCCAUUUUGUCCCCACAUUUAUUGUCCAACUCCUGUCAGUUCUGUCUCUGCAGUAUCUUUUAUCUAAUUUUUUUCAUUUCAUUCACAUUACUACUACUGUUUUAGGUCCUGAAGUUUUUCUGAAAGUUCUCAAACUUUUUGGUGUCAGGAUCCCUUUAUACUGAUUAAAAUUAUUGAGGACCCCAAAGAGCUUUUGUUUAUAUUCAUUACAUAUCUAUCAUAUAUAAUGUACUGCAGAUUAGAAUAAACUUUAAAAUUUAGUUCAUUUAAAAAUAAGCCAACACAUACUAACAAAAUUUUUAAUGAAAAUGUAACUGUUUUACAAAACAAAAUUAGAAGAGUGAGCUUGUUUUAUAUUUUUAUAUAUAUGAAAAUAUGUAACUCAGUAUUUCAGGUUUAGGCCUUUACUGUCUGGUUUAAUAGAGGACUCCUACAUUCUCAUAUCUGUUUCCACAUUUAGUCUGUUGUGAAAACAAAUGUCAUAGUGUCUGGAAACUUGAAAGACUGAGAUUGCAAAAGGCAGGUAACAUGUUAUGAAAAUAGUUUUGACCUCACCAACUCCUGAAAGGUCGAGAAAGUGGUCCACUUAACUGCUUAAGUCCCUUAAUUGCUGAGUCCCUUAACUGCCACCCCAUUCUCUGUUUCCUGGUCCAAGACAUUAAAUUCUUCAACUCUCAAACUAAUACCCCCAAAGCAUAUCUUCCUGCUCUGAAAACUUAAGUUACUCCCUCUACACUUUAAGUUCGUAUUUCCUCAGCUUGGGCUUCCAGUGAUUUCUUUUUUGUUUUUCUUUUUUUUUAAUCUAUACACAUAGUGGUGGAGCCAAACCUGACCUGAUGUGUCUCCCAAAUAGGCUUCAAGCUUUGCUCAUGUAGAUCUCUACCUAAAUCUUUCUUUCUCUUCACCUAUUGAAAUUCUACCCAUCCAUGAUAAAGGCAGCCCCAAUUUUAUUUUCCUUAUAAACUUUGUUUUUUCCUUCUCAUACCUCCUCAGAAGUAAACCAAAAUAAAGUAUUAGUAUACAUGGAUCAAUUAUGUUCCCAUUUCCUCUCAACACUUUAUAUCUUUUAGGGAACUUGUCAAAUUCUGCCAUUAUUUUUGUUUUUCUGUUUGUCUUUUACUUUUACUUAUAGUUUGAAGGCAUAGGCUAGGCACUUUUUUCUUUCUUGUGUUUAAAUCUUCAAAAUCUUGAACCGUAACACAAGACAAAAAGGUUUACUUCAGUGAUUUACCAGUAAGUCAAGCUAUGGACCAUUAACAGCCUCUUGGAAAGAGGUGCUGGAUUUGAUUCGCUGGUAUUUCAUGGAGGAUUUCUGUUUCUAUAAUUCAUGAUAUUGGUCUGUGGUUUUUCUUUUGCUCUCUUUUUCUAGCUUUAGAAUUAGUUUAAUAAUGGCCUUAUGGAGUGAUUUAAGAAGUAGUCCCUUUUCCUCUGUGUUCUGGAUGUUGAUAAAUGAUUGGUAUUAUUUAAAUAUUUGAUAGAAUGAACCAGUGAAGCCAUCUGGUUAUGGACUUUUCUUUGUGGAACGGUUUUAAAUUAUUAAUUCAGUUUCUUUCUCUUUACAUGUUAUAUGUAAGUCUAUUGAGAUUUUCUGUCUUCUUGAGUCAGUUUCAGUAAUUUGUGUGUCUAGGAAUUUUUCCAGUUCUUCUAAAUUGUCUCGUUUGUUGGCAUAAAGUUGUUCAUAGCAUUUACUUCUAAUCCUUUUAAUUCGUGCAGAGUUGGUGGUGAGGUCCCCCCUUUCCUUCUUGAUUUUGGUAGUCCAUUUCUCUUUUUUUCUUUGAUCAUAUCAAUUUUAUUCUGUUCAAAGAACCAACGUUGUGGAUCCUUCUGAUCUUUCCCUAGUUUGCCUGCAUCUCCCUUGUUUCAACCCUGAUCUUUAUUAUUUCCUUUUUUUUUUUUUUUUUGCGGUACGAGGGCCUCUCACUGUUGUGGCCUCUCCUGUUGUGGAGCACAGGCUCCGGACACGCAGGCUCAGCGGCCAUGGCUCACGGGCCCAGCCACUCCGCGGCAUGUGAGAUCCUCCCGGAUUGAGGCACGAACCCACGUCCCCUGCAUCGGCAGGCGGACUCUCAACCACUGCGCCAUCAGGGAAGCCCUAUUAUUUCCUUUUUUCCUGCUUGCUUUAGCUUUAAUUUGCUGUUCUUUUUCUAGCUGUUUAAGCUUAGAUUAUUGAUUUAAGGUCUUUCUUCUUUCCAAAACAUAGGCAUUUAAAGCUGUACAUUUGCUGGUAAGCACUGCUUUAGUUGCAUUACAUAAAUUUGUAUAUGUUGUGUUUUCAUUUUCAUUCAGUUCAAAAUACUUUCUAAUUUCCUCUUGAUUUCUUCUUUGAACCAUGGAUUAUCUAAAAAAGUAUAUUAAUUUCAAAAUAUUUGUGAAUUUCCCCCAAUAUCCUUUCGUUGUUGAUUUCUAAUUUAAUUUUGUUAAAUUUGGAAUACUUAUUUUUUACUGUUUCAGUCCUUUAAAUUUGAGACAUGUCUUAUCAUCUAACAUAUGAAAGUUCCAUUGUAUUCAUGAGAAGAGUAUGACUGAAUUGACAUCAACCUCUUAUGAAACGGUAGCUUACAGGACUCUGUUUACUAUGUUGCAGACAUAAAUUUGUUGCCUAAAUAAAGGACAAGAAUAGAUGCUGAAGAAGCAAAGGAGUGGACUGUGCUGGAUAUAUUCUGUUUGCACCUCAGAUCCAUUCUCUGUUCUUCUCCCCUCUACUAUGUCUUGUGGAGUUGAACUCUAGGACUUUACCAGUCAGCUUAUUUACCAGCCAGGGUCAGGCAACCUCUGGCUUCUGGUUACAUUAGCCAGUUUGGAACACUAGCAGAAUACUGGCAUAUUGACGGGAGGAAAGAUAAAGCUUUUUUUUUUUUC